This is a messenger RNA of Spea bombifrons (plains spadefoot toad), 3819 nucleotides long. It is a transcript of the gene ACE2, whose product is annotated as angiotensin converting enzyme 2. Lineage: Eukaryota; Metazoa; Chordata; Amphibia; Anura; Pelobatidae. Gene Ontology annotation, cellular component: plasma membrane. Gene Ontology annotation, biological process: proteolysis. The coding region runs from base 50 to 2512 and encodes 820 amino acids. Gene Ontology annotation, molecular function: metallopeptidase activity; peptidyl-dipeptidase activity. The record is from RefSeq and is a predicted model, not a curated record. The transcript is spliced from 18 exons.
ACUGGAAAGGACCGCAUUCAGUUGUGGGAUUUUCAGCUCAGGGAGAAAGAUGCCAGGUGCCAUUUGGCUGUUUUGUGCGUCGGUUAUUUUGGGCAUUUGUACUAGUCAAGAUGUUACCAGCGAAGCCAGAGAUUUCCUACAACGGUUCGAUGCGUUAGCUGAACCUCUGUAUCAUGAAUCUGCACUGGCACAGUGGGAGUAUAAUACCAACAUCACAGAUGAGAAUGCUGAAAAAAUGAAUCAAGCAAGUGCCAAGUGGUCUGCAUUUUACAAGGAAGCAAGUGACAAUUCAUCAAGAUAUCCACUUGAUCAAGUGACUGAUCCUGACGUCAAACUGCAGCUCAUUUUCCUUGGUGGAAAGGGAUCUGCAGUAUUACCAUCUGACAAAUACACACGCCUGAAUCAAAUUUUAAAUGAAAUGAGUACAAUCUACAGUACAGAAACCGUAUGUAAACCGGAUGGAUCGAACGAGUGUUUGCCAUUUGAGCCAGGGCUGGAUCGGAUAAUGCUCGAAAGUACUAAUUAUCAUGAAAGGUUGUGGGCCUGGGAAGGCUGGAGAGCAGAAGCCGGCAGGAAAAUGAGACCCCUUUAUGAAGAAUAUGUAGAACUGGAAAAUGAAGCUGCACGUCUUAAUGGAUACGAGGACUAUGGAGAUUACUGGAGAGGAAACUAUGAAACUCUGGAUACUGGUAAAUAUGCCUACAGUCGGGAUGACCUAAUAGUAGACGUGGAAAGAACAUUUCAAGAGAUACUCCCACUUUAUAAAGAACUCCAUGCAUAUGUGAGAGCACAUUUACAAAAAACAUACGGUGCUGAAUAUAUAAACUCCUCUGGGGGCCUUCCUGCUCAUUUAUUAGGUGAUAUGUGGGGUAGAUUUUGGACUAAUUUAUACCCUCUAGCAGUUCCUUACCCAGACAAAGAAAGUAUUGAUGUUACUCCUACUAUGGUGUCUCAGGGAUGGACAGUGAACAGAAUGUUUAGGGAAGCUGAAAAGUUUUUCGAGUCAGUUGGACUCUUCACUCUGUAUGAAAACUUCUGGACAAACUCUAUGCUCGAAGAGCCCAACGAUGGAAGAAAAGUGGUGUGCCACCCUACAGCCUGGGAUUUGGGGAAUGAUGAUUUCAGGAUCAAGAUGUGCACAAGGGUAAAUAUGGAAGACUUUCUAACCGUGCACCAUGAAUUGGGACACAUUCAGUAUGAUAUGGCGUAUUCAAAUUUGUCAAUGCUGUUACGAGAUGGUGCAAAUGAAGGGUUUCAUGAAGCAGUGGGUGAAAUCAUGUCGCUUUCAGCUGCUACGCCAAAGCAUUUAAAGGCUCUAAAUCUGUUACCUGACUCAUAUGUGGAUGACACAGAAACAGAAAUCAACUUUUUGCUAAGGCAAGCUCUCACAAUAGUUGGCACUAUGCCCUUCACGUACAUGCUGGAGCAGUGGAGAUGGAAGGUCUUCAAAGGCGAAAUACCAAGAGAGGAGUGGAUGAAGGAAUGGUGGAGAAUGAAACGGGAGUUGGUAGGUGUGGUGGAACCUGUUCCUCAUGAUGAGACAUAUUGUGACCCUGCAGCUCUGUUUCAUGUGGCCAACGAUUAUUCCUUUAUAAGAUAUUACACAAGGACAAUAUAUCAGUUCCAGUUCCAAGAUGCGCUCUGUAAAGCUGCCAAUCACGUUGGACCUCUUCAUUCAUGUGACAUCACUAAUUCUACUGAAGCUGGUAGAAAGCUCCGUGCUAUGCUUGAACUUGGAAACUCUAAACCCUGGCCUGAAGCACUGGAGAGCAUUACUGGGGGAAUAAAGAUGGAUGCCCAGCCUCUGCUUAACUACUUUGCUACAUUAUAUGACUGGUUGGUGGAAGAAAACAGGAAAAAUAGAAGAAUAGUUGGCUGGGACACAGAUUGGGAUCCAUACACUGAUAAUUUAAUCAAAGUGAGAAUAAGUCUAAUAGCUGGCCUUGGAGAUGAUGCGUACACAUGGGAUAAAAGUGAAAAAUACUUGUUCCAGGCAUCUGUCGCAUAUGCCAUGUCCAAAUAUUUUGCUGUAGAAGAAAAUAGGGAUCUUGAUUUUAGAACCAGCAAUGUACAUAUCAGCAACGAGACCCCAAGAAUCUCAUUCAAGUUCUACGUUUCAAUGCCAGGGACGAGUGGAAUUGAAAUAGUGCCCAAAAUGAAAGUUGUGGAUGCCAUUCGAAUGUCAAAAGGAAGAAUCAACAGUGCCUUCAUGCUGGACGAUUACAGUUUGGAAUUUUUGGACAUUCCUCCCACGUUAGCAUCUCCGUCCCAACAAUCAUUCGAAGUGUGGCUGGUGGUCUUCGGAGUAGUGGCAGCAAUUAUUGUUACUGCUUUGGUUGUCCUGAUUGUGCUUGGGCAAAGAGAUAAGAAAAAAUUACGGAAAGCCACACGAGACAAUGAAGCGGGAGCAAUUAACCUAGCAGAUAAUGAAACAUCAUCUAAGUAUAGUUCUGAUGGAGAAAAAAAUGACGCAUAUGAGGAGGAAGACAAGCUGCCACAGACCGCACUUUAACAAUCCCCGAUAUAAUUCAUUAAAACUUUUUUUCUUUGUGCUGCUUGUGGUUUUAUUGUGUCAGGAUUCUCCAAAAGGUGCCUGUACCUCAUUUCAUGAAAUCCUGAGAGUAACACAUUGUCAAGGACUGUUUCUCGUGAAAUGUAAUAAAAUACAUCAACAAAUAGCUAAUGCUGUCUAAACACGUACUAUUAACAUUCGACGUAGUAUGCUUGUUAAUCUGAUUUGUAUAUACAGCCAAGGAGAACUCUUCACUAUUUUUUUUAUUCAUAGUAUCAGAUUAAAAAUACAUUUUAAAACAUAUUGGGCAGUUUCUUUUUUUAAUACAAUUCUAGGUUUUGCAAAAUAUAAUGUUUCAGGCUGCUGCAUAAUUAGCCAUUUGUAUGUGUUCUGGCUCUGUUACCUUGACCCAAUCUAUAAGACACAAGCAGGACUUCACAAGCACUGGCAUAACGAAUAAAGAAAAGGAAAAAGCAAAAGGAAAUAAAACCAAGGCUUGGUCAAUUGAUACAAGAAAAUGUGAAAUUAUCCAGUGCCUAUACCAUACACCAGCAGCACCAAAUAUCUGUAUGUUUCCCUCAAUCACACAAAAUAAUAAUUAUAGAAUAAAAUAUUUUUUUAAUAUUGUGCCCUUUAAUUAUAUAUCUGAUAUGGAUAGAAAUACAAUCUUUAGACUUUAUCCCUUUGUUGUAAGAUUUUCCAAAAAUAUAAUAAAUGAGGGGAAAAAAAAUUGUGUAGUAAAAAAAAAAAAAGCUUUUAUACAUCUGGAAGUGUGGAGAGGAGAUGGAAGUGAUUGAUUUGAAGUGACUAUAGCACGUCAACUAAAAUAUGAGUGCAUAAUUAAAACAACAAAAGGGUCCAUAAAGAAGGUAAACAUUUUUUCACUUGUUGGACGCCAUAUAUAGCAACUCUAGAUAGAACUAUCUGGUUAUCUUUAUUUAAUACCUUCAGAACCACAUACUGGUACUGUCUACAGGUACUUAAAGGUAUACAUCCAAUAAGCAGUUUUUUAUCUGUAUAACUUCUGGGCUGGGGGUUCUGGAGCGGCCUGGGGGGUCCUGACAAUGGAGACUCCUGUUGACUUGUCUUAACUAUGCUAAUGUUGGUUUGUAAUUCCUUGGACCCUGAGGUCUAUAUCAAUAAGUAAUUUUUUAUAUCCAAUUGUACUACCACCUAUGUAAACUCUUAUCCUUAUAUCUGUUCAUCCACCUUGGAUGUGGAUCACUGAUGUAGCAUUGUAUGAAUACUAUUUAACCAUGUGGCUAUGUCUCCUUCCAAUAAAAAAACUAUGAAAAAAAAAUACAAAA